AUAGAGAUAGGAUUACUUGCUGCAGAAAGAAGCAUCACUGCACUACAGCAUAAUGAAGCUGUUACUUGCAGCCAUUUCAGGAUGUUGUCGCAGCAAAACGUAUUUUAGACUUUGAUUUUUAACAGUACAGAUUAAUUGCUGGAGCUUCAAAAUACAAAGAGAAGUAUUUUGAAAUGCCUGCUAUUCAACUGUGGAUUUCGGAGCAUGAGAAAAAAUGGGAAAUAUGCCUGACUGCUGCAGAGAGGCCUUGGAGAUGAUCCCUUGAAAGCACCAGGAUGCCUGGCUGCUUUAAAAAGACGUUAUUUGCCUUGGCUUCUCUAAUAAGUUUUGUGUCUUUUAUCUUAAUUGUUGUUGCAAUGGGGACCCCAAAGUGGAUGACAGGAAAGAUUCUUUGCAAAACAGGAGCUGAUUUGGUCAAUGCCACAGAUCCAGAGCUGGUCAAGUUCAUUGGAGAAAUUUACUAUGGACUCUUUCGGGGCGGCAAAAUACGCCAGUGUGGGUUGGGCGGGAGGCGUUCCAAAUUCACAAUUUUCCCACACAUGGUGAAAAAGUUGAAUACAGGCUUGCAUGUGAUGAUCAUAAUGUUCCUCUGUGUGGCCAUUUGCUUUUCUCUGGUCAGUUUUGGAUUCUGCAUUCUUAAUGCAAUAAAAGUUCCUUACCGGGCUAUUAAAGGUCCAGCAGGAGUAUGCCUUUGGAAUUUCCUUGCAGGUGGAUUUGUAGUACUUGCAGUCACCAGCUUUAUGGCUGCUGUGAAACUUCAUCACCUCACAGAAAGAAUUGCCAAUUUUCGGGAAAAUGUUUUUCGAUUUGUUAUCUUAGAAGAACGCUUUGAAGACUGUUUUUGGAUUUGUGUGGCAAGUGCCACAGCACACGCAGUGAAUUUGCUGCUAAUAGCCAUCAGUGGGAUUAAUUUUCCUAAAAUUAAGCCUAAAACAGAAGAAGUGAAUGUUACAGCAGAAGAUAUCAUGUACUAA
Molecule: messenger RNA, 974 nt
Organism: Manacus vitellinus (golden-collared manakin)
Lineage: Eukaryota; Metazoa; Chordata; Aves; Passeriformes; Pipridae
Gene: CLRN2
Product: clarin 2
Exons: 3
Coding region: 276-974 (232 amino acids)
Source: RefSeq, a predicted model, not a curated record